This is a messenger RNA of Helobdella robusta, 690 nucleotides long. RefSeq lists its product as hypothetical. Gene Ontology annotation, biological process: poly(A)+ mRNA export from nucleus. Gene Ontology annotation, cellular component: nucleus. The transcript has 2 exons. The annotation marks the transcript as partial. The record is from RefSeq and is a predicted model, not a curated record. NCBI's taxonomy places the organism in Eukaryota, Metazoa, Annelida, Clitellata, Rhynchobdellida, Glossiphoniidae.
AGGAGGAAGAGAAAAAUGGAUGACGUUGACGUCAUCAAUGAUAACGACGAUGCCGUCGCAGAAAUGAUAAAAGUCAUGAACACAGCUGCCGAGCAAGAUAGACAAUUGAAUAGUCAAAAAAAACCAGCCAUUCGAGUUAUGCGGCAACUUCCAUACGUCAAAGCAAAACUCGGUACACUGGACAUCCUAGAAUCGCUAUCAGAUUCUGGAAUUCUCAGUUCUAUAGCAAUCUGGCUGGCACCUUUGCCCAAUCUAUGCUUGCUUCAUUUGGAAGUUAGGGAGACACUCCUCAAGCAACUACUUGAUUAUCCACCGAUAAGUAGCGAGGCAUUGAAGACAAGUGGACUCGGAAAGGCAGUGGCCUACCUUUACAAACAUCCAAAAGAAACUACAAAUAACAAAGGUAUAUGUCAGCAGUUGAUAACAAGGUGGGCCAAACCAUUAUUUCGUCAAGAUGUUGAUUUUAAAGAUUUUACAAGAGAAGAACGACAACAGCGAGAUUUAGAACACUGUUCUAAAAAACGUAAAGUAUCCUCAAAAAUUGAAGAGCAGGAAGAAAAAAAUUCCUCCGAUGCCAAUUUGGUUGGAAAACAACGUUUAUUGCGAGAAGAUGCGAAUCCGGCUGAUAGAGCUAGACUACCAGAACCAUCCCUCAAGGAAUACAUCAUAAGACCAAAAUGGAAGGUUGAA